GGUGACUUCGUUGAUACAGUUUUGAGACAUACCCCAGCACGAUGUCUCAUUCUAGAGCAUGUGAUUUUUUCAAUUUUACCCUAAUUCUUACUCUCACGUUAAUUCCAUUAUCUCACUCGCUUCCCGUCAAGAGAGAUGUCGCAGUUUCCGACACAGUAAAGGAAUUGCUGAGCGCUCUUGACGAAACGGUGAAUCCAUGCGAUGAUUUUUACGCAUAUUCAUGUGGUCAUUGGUCGGAACAUCAUCCUAGCGUAGAGGGAUACGAUUAUUGGACGAAUAUGAUAAAGAUGACGACUGAGUUGGACCCGAAAAUUGUAAAUAUCUUAAAGGCGGAGGAUUCGGAGAAUGAUACUAACGCAAUUCGCAAAGCGCGAAGGAUCUAUCGAGCCUGCAGUGAUGACGAUAAAAUUGAGAAAGAUGGUGUGGAACCGAUCAAAUCAUUUAUCAAUGGGCUCGGAGGAUGGCCAUUGAUAAUGAACCUUCGAGAGUGGAAAUCGAAAAACCUUAAUGUGCAACAAAUAGUUAAUCAAGUACUCAAAACGAUGAGUCUCGACACCAUAUUCUCUAUAGACAUCUUAGCAGAUCCUAAGAAUUCUAGCAUCACCAGAUUCAUGAUUGGUGGAACGUCGCUUGUUCUAAAAGAGAAGGAAAUACUAGCUCCAGCAAGUGACGACCUGUCAAAGGCCUACAAUGACCACAAACUCAAAUUAAUUGAUAUAUUUCAAAAAGCAUCAGGUGCAUCGUCCGAAGGGCUAACAACAACCGCACAAUUAGCAGAUCUGAAUAAAUUUGAAAAGGAACUAGCCGAGAUAAGCUCUGGAGAACUCGGUGUCCAAGAUAUCGAUAGGUUGUAUAACCUAAUGACAAUAGACGAACUGCAGGCCUUUUAUGAUCGUGCACGAAUUAGCACUCCAAAUGCCAGAAUAAACUGGCUUGAGUCAAUCAGGGAAUUAGCCUCAUUGACCCCGGAAAUCAUAAUAGAUGGAUCAGAAAAGGUAAUUGUACUGGAUAAAGACUAUUUCCCAAAGCUUGCUGCAUUGUUGGACAAAACUCCACCGGAAACUAUUGUGAACUAUAUAAUGUGGAGAGUAAUCAACGAUGCAGCUCUUUUCGCCAAUGAUGAAUUGAGAAGCCUCAUGCAAAUUCUCGGUAAUCAACGCAUUGGAGCAGACAACAUUCCAGAUAGGCAAUCCACAUGCGCGAGUCCAGCUCCAUUGGAAGCCGCCGUUUCUUAUGCGUUCGCCCAAAAAUACGCAUCACCAGAAAUAAAACAAGCGGUGACUGAGAUGGUAGCGAAUAUGCAAAAUGCUAUGGAGAAGUAUCUUCGGCAAUCUUCUUGGCUUGAUACUGAGACAAAAAAUCUGGCUACUGAAAAAAUUCAUGUGAUGUCCAAGCUUAUUGCUUAUCCAGAUUACUACAGCCCAGCUUUUAUCGAUGAAUAUUAUUCAGAGUAUCCAGCAUCAGACAGUUUCUUUGAUAAUGAAAAGACAAAGCGAGGGUUUAUGAUGAAGAAAAAAUUGAGGAGUUUACGUAAACCAACGGACAAAAAAACAUGGCCAGCUGAGCCUACCGAAAUAAAUGCAUUUUAUGUACCAGUAGCAAACGCUAUGCUGGUGCCAUCCGCCAUUCUCAAAUUCCCCGUAUAUGACCCGAAUAGACCCAGCCUAUUUAAUUAUGCAAUGGUCGGUGGAAUAAUUGGGCAUGAAAUUUGUCACUCCUUGGAUAGUUCAGGACGACGCUUUAAUAAAAACGGUGAUACGGUGGUUUGGUGGAACCAAGAUGCUAUUGAUAAAUAUCAAGAGAGAGCACAAUGUUUCAUCAAUCAGUUCAAUAAUUAUGUAAUAUAUGAUGAUGGAAAGGAAGUCAUUCAUCUUAAUGGAACUUUGACGAUGGGAGAGAAUAUAUCAGAUUCUGAAGGGCUGAUAAUUGCUUGGGAUGCCUACCAGACAGACCGUAAGAAAAAGGGAACUAGUAGUGCGAGGAUUCCCGGUUUGGAGAAAUUUACUGAUGAUCAACUAUUUUUCCUUGCAUUUGGAAAUACAUGGUGUACAAAUCAGAGCCCCGAGUACCUCAAGAAAAAUGGUAACACCGAUGAACACAGUCCAAACAAGCAGAGAGUUAAUGGUCCUCUAUCCAAUAAUGAAGUUUUCGCUGCCGCUUUUAAUUGUCCAGCAAAUUCGCCUAUGAAUCCCAUGAAUAAGUGCAGCAUUUGGAAAUGAGAACUAAAUUUCAAUUGCAAACGAUGAAAAAGUAAUUGUUCUGAAUUCUUGGAGAAAUAAAAUAUUGCAAUUAGAAUGAAUAUUUUAAUUCGUAUAA
Molecule: messenger RNA, 2316 nt
Organism: Diachasma alloeum
Lineage: Eukaryota; Metazoa; Arthropoda; Insecta; Hymenoptera; Braconidae
Product: endothelin-converting enzyme homolog
Exons: 17
Coding region: 42-2219 (725 amino acids)
Biological process (GO): protein processing
Cellular component (GO): plasma membrane
Molecular function (GO): metalloendopeptidase activity
Source: RefSeq, a predicted model, not a curated record